Molecule: messenger RNA, 1471 nt
Organism: Pseudogymnoascus verrucosus
Lineage: Eukaryota; Fungi; Ascomycota; Leotiomycetes; Thelebolales; Thelebolaceae
Exons: 2
Coding region: 163-1284 (373 amino acids)
Cellular component (GO): cytosol
Molecular function (GO): 3'-5'-DNA exonuclease activity
Source: RefSeq, a predicted model, not a curated record
CCGCGAUUCACCGAUCCAUAGGACCCUGCGGAUAAGGAUUCGGAGGAGGUAAUGAUCCGCUUCCGCGCCCAGGCACGCCUUUAGGUGGGCCGGGCUUUUUAUAUGUUCGAGAACGUUGUGUUUAUACCCGGGGAAUAAUUUCAAGAUCACUCACUUAUCCUUAUGCGCAUCACCCUGCGCACCCUCUCGCGCUUCCCCACGCGCCCUCUCUAUCACCAAAAACCUUCAAUCCCCUCCGCCUUCCGGACACUCACAACAAUGACCUCCUCCACCCCCCCACCCCCGCCCUCCACCCCCUACAAACCCCGCUUCAUCGACAUCGGAAUAAACCUCACCGACCCCGUCUACAACGGCAUCCACCACGGCACCCCGCGGCACGCCCCUGACCUCCCCGCCGUCCUCUCACGCGCCCGCGACGCCGGCCUCACACACCUCCUCCUCACCGGCUCUGACCUCCCCACCUCGCACGCCGCGCUGGACUUAUGUGCAGAGCAUCCCACCCUCCUCUCCUGCACAAUCGGUGUGCACCCCUGCUCCACGCAGGCCUUCGACACGCACCCCCUUGGUCCGCAGGGUCUCCUCGACGAACUGCGCGAGUUGUUCCUCUCAGCCCCCAAAGAAGCCUUCGUCGCCAUCGGGGAAAUCGGCCUCGACUACGACCGCCUCACCCUCUCCCCCAAGGAGACACAACUCACCCAUUUCCGCACCCAACUCGACCUCGCAGCCUCUCUACCUUCUCCCCCCCCACUAUUCCUGCACUCCCGCGCCGCGCACGAGGAUUUCUUACACGAGUUGACGUUGCGUGCUGAUAAACUUCCCAAGAGGGGGGUGGUGCACAGCUUCACCGGCACCGUGGCAGAAAUGCAAGAACUCGUCGCAGCAGGCUGGGAUGUCGGUAUAAACGGCUGCAGCAUCCGCGCCGCCGAAGGCAUAGACGUCGUGCGCGCCCUCCCCCUUGAGCGGCUGCACGUCGAGACCGACGGCCCGUGGUGCGAGAUGCGACCUACUCACGCAUCCGCCGCGUUCGUAGGACCUAGUUACGACGGGCCGGGGAAGGAGGAUGAGGUAGCGAAGGAGGUGUUGGAGAGGGAGGCGGGGUAUAGGUGGGUUAAGAAGGAGAAGUGGGUCGAAGGGGCGUUGGUGAAGGGGAGGAAUGAACCGUGUUUGAUUGGACGGGUUGUGGUGGCUGUGGCGAGGAUUAAGGGGGUGAGGGUUGAGGAGGUGGCGGAGGCGGCGUGGGGGAAUUCGAGGAGGAUGUUUGGGUUCAAGGAGGAGGUGGUUUAGGGGGUUGGAGAUUGUGGCGGGGUGGUUAUGGGUGUUGGUAUAGAAGGAUAGAGGGAUAGAUUUAGAUGAAGGUGACCGUGGGCUGGAUAUGCGAGGAUAGACGCAAGCGAUAGAGUGUAUAUAGAGUACAGGCGUUACAGGCAUCUCACAUCACGGUAUAUAGACAGACAGAACACAACGAACAUAA